AUAUUCCGGUUCCGGUUUUGUAAAUCGAAACAUGAGUACUUUAUCUUGAAUUAUAGUUUGUUAAUUUACGAAAUGGAUAGGGUUGUAUUUUUAAAAACACUUCUAAUAUGCUCAUCAGCAUAUAUGAAUGCUUUGUGCUUUGGCUUUGUGAUAGGAUAUACAUCCCCUUCACUGCCAAAAAUGAGAGGUGAUAAAUCGCUUGAACCAAAAGAAGACUUUCUCUCUCUUUUCUCAUCUAUUAUGACUUUGGGUGGAGUAUUGGGAAGUUUACUCUCCGGAUUUGUUUUAGAGAAAUUUGGUCGUAAACUUGCAAUAAGAUUUUCAUAUUUACCUUUCGUUCUUGGGUGGUUUGCAAUCACGUCUGGAAAUAGUUCAAAUGUACUGCUCCUUGGUAGACUACUUUGCGGUAUAGGGAGUGGUUUAUCUGUAGUUGUUAAUCCAGUAUACUUGACAGAAAUUGCACCAACGAAAUUCCGUGGUAUGCUUUUGUCCAUGUUUCAACUCAUUAUUACAAUUGGUAUACUAUUUGUAUACGUUUGUGGACUAUCAAACGAUUGGAGAAGUUUAGCUUUCAUUAGCAUUAUUCCAGCCGUAUUGGGAUUCUUCCUUUCCUAUUUUGCUAUUGAAUCACCAACCUAUUGUAUUUUGAAGGGAAGGGAUGAAGAGGCCUUAUUUAUAUUAAGACAACUUAGAGGAAAUAGUUCAGACGUUCUCAAAGAACAAGAAGAAAUCAAAAGAUCGUUCAAUUAUAACUACGGUAUCUCUUGGAGAUCCAUUCUGAGUACUAGGAAAUAUUUAAAUGGUCUAAAAAUUGCUGUGGGUUUGAAUAUUUUUCAACAACUUGUCGGUAUAAAUGCCGUCAUGUUCUAUUCUGAAGAAAUUAUGAAUCGUGCAGGUAUAUCGAAUGGAGGAAAUUCAGCCGUAGCUAUUGCUUUUAUUCAAGUUCUAGCCACAACGAUUUCCCUACCUCUAAUUGAACAGGCCGGAAGAAGAAAUCUCUUAUUAUUUGCCAGUGGUGGAAUGGCUCUUGCUUGUAUAGCUCUUAGUUCUUGUUUACAAACUAACAUAAGGAGGCAAUCAGACGAUACUAGUGGUGUUAUAGCAUUGAUUUCUUUAAUGCUUUAUGUUAUUGGAUUCAGUAUCGGCUGGGGCCCGGUUCCCAGCUGCCUAACAAACGAAGUUUUACCGAAUAGCGUUAGAUCGAAGACAAGCAGUUUGGCAUUGUUAAUAAACUGGUUUUGUUCAUUUCUAGUUACCAUGUUAUUUUCACCAAGCGUGGAAAUGUUUGGAAUAGAUGGUGUCUUUCUCAUAUUUACCGCAAUAUGUGGUCUAUCUUCAGUCUUUGUAUAUUAUAUUGUACCGGAAACGAAAGGAAGAACAUUGGAAAAUAUACAAAUUGAUUUAGAAGUUUAA
Molecule: messenger RNA, 1413 nt
Organism: Dimorphilus gyrociliatus
Lineage: Eukaryota; Metazoa; Annelida; Polychaeta; Dinophilidae
Source: the annotation of a GenBank genome assembly